AUGACGCAAAAGUCGGAAGCAGAUGAGUUUCUGCAGCAGCUUUCAUUGCCGCUCGAGGAGCUAAAAGCGAUUAUAAUUAAGGCGAGUGGCCAAGCUGAGAUUCUUAGAGAGCUGACUGGAAUUCUGCAGUGUAGCGAAGGCGACCUUACUGAAGUAGUAAGGGAACAGCAGCAAUCAGUGCUACAUCUGAAUGAAGUAAUUCAGUCAUUUCAGGAUCGAGGCGUCGGCCCGCAACGUGCGAGUACGUCGCACAUGAAUGCUGCUGCAGGUAAUGAGAUGUUGCAUGUAAAGCAGUCGUUGGAAAUACUAAGGAAAAGAGAACCAUUACAGGGCAGUCCUGUAGGCAGUUCGCACGGAUCACAAAGGAUCAGCGUUGGGCAUCCAGCGCCCCUGAAAUCGACCUCAGAAGGACAAUCGCGAAGAUCGUCGACACAGUCUUCCCUCGCGCAAAGCAGGGGUGAGUUAGAUGAUUCUUCUAGUCAACAUAAGUGUUGCUCUUGUGAGUCUGGGUCCCAAGGGCAUAUGGUGGCGCAGUCUGCGGAUGUGCUAUCGGGAUUAAAAGAGAUCAUGAAGGCGCAGUGUCUAACGGAGGUAGUGAAGUACAACGGGAAAAACUCGUUGGGAGAUUUUCUCAGGAUGAUGGACUUCAAAUACCCUAAAAGUGCUUGGACAGACUCGGAACGCCGAGACAUUUUGGUCACCCUAUUGGAAGGGCAGGCGAAAAUGCUGUAUAGGACGCUUCCGAAGGAAGUCAAGGAGGGCCCUUACGAAGGUAUCGUCAAGGAAUUAAAGGCGGCAAGGUCAACGCCAGGCGAACGACUAAAACUACUGAAAGAGUGGGACUCUUUGCAAAAGAAAGAGUCUGAAACCGUAAAUGACUUCUGUUAUCGGAUGGAGCGUUUGUCAAGGAAGCUGCAUGCUGAAGCGGACCGAGACUUCCUUCUCGGCAGUAAGCUGUACCAAUGCUUGGCAAACUGGAGAGACGCCUACCACAUGCUCACAGAGUUGGACAGGGCAGACGGAGAGGUCUACCAAGCUGUGAGAAAGGCGGCUCUACGACUGGAACGCACCCAACAACCGCAACCAGGAGGAAAGCAGAUCCUGAAGAAGGAUGGUCGAGGUGACCAACGAAGUCCUAACUGGAAGGAGCAGGCGGUGCGUGCGGGUGCGCGCAGUAAGGAGAGUAGGCCCAAGUGUUAUGGCUGCGGUGAGGAGGGACACGUGGUUAAGAAGUGUCCAAAGCAGGUUGCAAAGGAUACGAAGCAACGCAAGCAGCCAGGGCCGAGUCAAACGCUCAGCAAGAUAAAAGAUGUGCGCAUGGAAGCCCAGUCAAAUGGCAUGACGGAGGCGUAUGGGAAGCCAUACAUUUGCAACAUCACGAUCUUUGGAAUCAUUGCAAAGGCAAUGAUCGAUACAGGAUCUGUUAUUUCAAUAGUGCCGAUGGGGCUUCUUAAGCACGCUCAGAACAACGGAGUCGACCUGGAUGGCAUGGUAAAGGUAAUGGACUGGUGCGCAAAGCGGCCGAUAGUCGACGCAUCAGGAAACACUAUGUCAUUUCUGAAGUUAAUUGCGACAGAUGUGGAGCUACACGGUGCGCAGUUGGCAUGUGUUCAGUUACACAUACAGAACAGUCCAGAGUCGUUGGUACUGUUGGGAACGAAUGCGCUCAAGGCCUUAGGAGUGGACAUAAGACUGUCACGGAGUGAAGCGCAAGCCAAAGAGGACAAGGUAGCGAGUACUACGGCAAGGGUGUCGGGACGCUACGUCAUACCCCCUGGGGCAGCUAGUGUCUUGCUAGUGACCUCCCCAGUGAAAGAGGGCGAGCAAGUCUUCAACUCGAGUGACGAACGUGUAGCAUCCGGUGUAUGUCGGAUAACGGACAACGUAGCACCACUAUCAGUGAUAAAUAGAGGUAGCGAGUCGUGGGUAAUCCACGAGGGACAACCUCUCGGCGAAUGGAGUUCGGAAACAUGGUACGAUCCUCGGACAAAAGACAUUCCAGGCGAUAUGCUUGAACUGAAUCGAUCAGAACGCUUAUCGCACACUGAAAGAAGGGCUUUUCUCAUGCGGAUGCUGGAUGAAAAUAGGAGAAGCGGUGCGAUGCCAGAGGGCUUGGUCAAGCUCGUAGAGGAGUACGAGGACGUCUUUGCGGUAUCUGAUUUGGAAUUAUCGCAAACGGAUUUGAUCAAGCAUGACAUCGAUGUGGGCGAUGCCGCACCUAUCCGGCAACGUACACGACCAGUCCCUUAUGCCAUGCGAGUGGAAGUGGACCGCAUGUUGAAGGAUUUGAAAAUGAGGGAAGUCAUAGAGGAUAGCCAGUCACCAUCUCGUCGUUCGUCGCGCACCGACAUUUCCACCAUCGACUAUCACUGCCCUGGUGCUAUGGCUCAUGGAGAGCAGUACCUGUCAUGCCACGUUGCGGUGGAAUGGUCCAACAUUGUCAUGGAGCCGCCGUUGCCGGAAUUGGUCUUUCAUUCAAUUUUUGAGUUGGCCCGAGCAGUGACCAUUUUGCGUCAGACACAUGUACCUGCGGAAUGGCGAACGGCCUCCAUUGCUGAUACGGAAUACAUUACGUUGUCACCAACGUCUCUCGGUUUCGCGAUCUCGUUCUUCAGGGCGCAAUGCCUUCACUUGGCGGCGUUUUCUCGUCGUAUGUUGGCUCCGAAUACGGCACAGGAAAAGAUGGCGCAUCCGCCACGACACUCGGAGGACCCCUUCGAUUUGGCAAAGAUGUUCGACGAAGCUCAAAAAUGGUCUUUCGCUCAUCCCUGGAGAAAAGGACUUUGGAGAGAGCUCCCCCGUCUGAAGACGUUGAUUCUGCUGCCAGAAGGAUUCUACACUCAUGUCGAGCAUAUCACGAAUGAACAUCAAGUAGCGUACGCUUAUACUCAUCCGCAUUCGAUCAAGGCGGAGUGGUUGCUCGGCGAAUGGUCGGCAAUUGUAGUCUUCAGCUCGACGUAUUAUGCGGGAACGCGAUCAUGGACGAAACCAUGGGAGCUCAUACUCGGAGUGGUGGCGCGUGGCGCCGAGCUAAUACUGUUACCAGGGCCCCACGACGAUUUCGAAUGGGGUAAAGGCGUUGAUAUGUUGAGGGAUCUUGCGGAGGAGACCAUUGAGCAGAGACCCAGCUUGGCACAGCGAAUCAAGAUUCUGUUGCCUCGGAAAGCUGACGCCAGUAACAAGAGCCAUCCGAUGUUUGCGAUCGAGGGCAAGACUACCACACAGCCCCGGUUCUAUACGGGCACAAGUGCGAGGAAGUUCUUCAACGCGACGUUGGAAUUUCAUGUGCCAUAUCUUAGCCUGGAGCCGUUCAAGAGGAGACUUCCUGAAGAGGGACAAAGAGAGGUCGCAGAGAGGGGGCGUGGCCCCCCCAAGCGUGGUCGUUUCUACUAUCGUGGACCACAAGGGCACAAGUUUCCCCCCCAUGGGCGCCAC
Molecule: messenger RNA, 3435 nt
Organism: Ostertagia ostertagi
Lineage: Eukaryota; Metazoa; Nematoda; Chromadorea; Rhabditida; Trichostrongylidae
Source: the annotation of a GenBank genome assembly